AUGAGCGGACAACGAGCUCCGUCGCUGGAAUCCGCAGACAUUAUCCGGGAGAUCCUGCUCAAGCUGUCCACCAGGGACGUGACCCGCUGCCGCUGCGUCUGCAGGCUCUGGUGCAAUGUCGUCGCCGACCCCAUCUUCGGCAGACUCCACGCCGAGGCCGAGGUCGCCGACCACGUCCCCGCCCCGCCGGAGGCCUUGCUCGUCAUGGAGAGCCGCGAGCACGGCAGGUCCGACGAGGCCAGCUUCUUCUGCGUCUCCUCGUCGAAGACCACGCCCAUGCCUCGCCGCGUCGCCAUCCCCAGCGGCUACAGCCUCUCCAACGUCUGCAACGGCCUCCUAUGCUUCGCCCUCGACUCCAUCUCCGAUGCGCCGGCGUUCAUCAGCAACCCUGUCACCGGCGAGACGGCAACACUCGCCAAGGCGCCUCCCUUCAGGAUCUGGGAGCGGGACCCAAAAUCUAUCAUCACUUCGCCUUGGGGCGGUGGCGCUGGUAGGUGGCUCGAGUGGCGCCAAGGAUCGUGCAUUUUCGGCUCCUCCCUGGCGCGCACCUUGCCCCCGGUGCUCGUCGACGGUAAGCUAUACUUGGUGACCGAAGGCCGUCCUAGCGGGAUCCUGGUGGUCGACGUGGCGACCGAGAAGCACCGCAUAUACCCUCUCCCAGUGAGGGUCAACCUGGAACAUGAUCCCUUGGAUCUGUUGGUGAAGGCCUUCGAGAUGAGCGGGCGGUUAUGCCUCGCCGUAAAAGUGCCCGGCUUCCCUCCGACUCUCCAGUUAUGGGUUAUGUCUCUGCCACCGCAGGACCAGUGGGCCGACAGUGACGACAACAAGUUGUGCUGGGAUUUGCACUACAGCUUCACCGCAUACACCAACAAUAAGUGCAUUGUGCAUAGAAGCAGAACCCUCAGGUUGCGUGAAUUGCUGUUCCCUGCCCACUUCGAUUUGGCAAAUACAGUUUCCUGUGCUGGGCCCUGGCCGUUGGUUCGAUAG
Aegilops tauschii subsp. strangulata is the source of this 987-nucleotide messenger RNA. RefSeq names its product F-box protein At5g65850-like. Gene Ontology annotation, molecular function: protein binding. The record is from RefSeq and is a predicted model, not a curated record. NCBI's taxonomy places the organism in Eukaryota, Viridiplantae, Streptophyta, Magnoliopsida, Poales, Poaceae.